This is a messenger RNA of Talpa occidentalis (Iberian mole), 1158 nucleotides long. Its product is annotated as aquaporin-12-like. Gene Ontology annotation, cellular component: membrane; cytoplasm. The record is from RefSeq and is a predicted model, not a curated record. The coding region runs from base 1 to 1158 and encodes 385 amino acids. Gene Ontology annotation, biological process: transmembrane transport. Gene Ontology annotation, molecular function: channel activity. The transcript has 4 exons. NCBI's taxonomy places the organism in Eukaryota, Metazoa, Chordata, Mammalia, Eulipotyphla, Talpidae.
AUGGCCGGCCUGAAUGUGUCCCUCUCCUUCCUCUUCGCCACCUUCGCCCUGUGCCAGGCGGCCAGGAGGGUGGCCAAGGCCCUGCUCCCAGAGGGCGCCUAUGCUGGCUUCGCCCGGGAGGCGGCAGGCGCCGCCCAGCUGGGGGCCUGCUGCCUGGAGAUGCGGAUGCUGGCGGAGAUCGGGCCCUGGGCGGGCGGCUUCGGCCCCGACCUGCUGCUCACCUUGGUCUUCCUGGUCUUCCUGGUGCACGGGGCCACCUUCGACGGGGCCUCGGCCAACCCCGCCGUGGCGCUGCAGGAGCUGCUCCUGGCCCGGGCCUCCCUGGCCGGCACGCUGCUGAAGCUGGCGGCCCAGGCGCUGGGCCUGCAGGCGGGCUGCGUCCUCACCAGGCUCUACUGGGGCUGGGAGCUCAGCGACCUGCACGUCCUGCAGAACCUGAUGGCGGCGCACUGCAGCUCCACCCUGCGCACCUCUGUGGCCCACGGCGCGCUGGUGGAGGGCACCUGCGCCUUCUUCUUCCACCUGACCCUCCUCCGCUUCUGGGACAGCCCUCCAGUCUACAGGGUGCCGGCCGUGGCCCUGCUGGUCACCACCAUGGCCUACACAGCUGGGCCCUUCACGUCCGCCUUCUUCAACCCCGCCCUGGCAGCCUGGGUCACCUUCCGGUGCUCGGGGCACACCUGGCUGGAGUACGCCCAGGUGUACUGGCUGGGCCCGUUGACAGGGAUGGUCCUGGCGGUCCUGCUGUUUCACGGCCACCUGCCUCGCCUCUUCCAGAGGAACCUGUUCUACAGUCACAAAAGCAAGUACCGCACCCCCAGAGUGAAGCCCGCUCUGGUGCCUGGAGGCACCCGGACACCCACCGAGGGGAGCAGCAGCGGACAGCCUGGGCGGCAGGGGGGACAAACGUCCACAGACUUUGGGGACCCACAGGCUUGGGGGGCCACCGACCUCCUUCCUAACCACCUGGACAGUCCCGCAGGCAUGGGAGGCCUGGAGGCCUUUCCUGCCCCCGGGGCGGCGGCGCUUCUGUGGAGGACACGGCACAGGUGCCCAGUGGCCCCAACGCCCCAGCCAUCCACGUGGGUCACCAAGAUGGACCAGCUGGAGCCCCAGGGGGCUGAGCCAGGCCGUCCCGGGGCUGCUGCCCUGGCCUGA